Exaiptasia diaphana is the source of this 1084-nucleotide messenger RNA. RefSeq lists its product as uncharacterized. The coding region runs from base 76 to 1041 and encodes 321 amino acids. The transcript has 4 exons. NCBI's taxonomy places the organism in Eukaryota, Metazoa, Cnidaria, Anthozoa, Actiniaria, Aiptasiidae. The record is from RefSeq and is a predicted model, not a curated record. Gene Ontology annotation, molecular function: nucleic acid binding.
AUGCACAAUGCAAAUGUACAGUAGAUCUUGUUCUAAGACCUUCUAACWCGGGUAUAGUAACAAAAAUCCAAAAACAUGCCAAWGCCAUUCUCCGAAGAUUUGCGAUGGCGUGCUGUUUGGCUACGAUAUUUUGUCGGUUGCAGUAUCGAGGAGACAGCGUUCUAUCUAGCUAUGUCAGAAAGAUCUGUGGAGCGAAUUUUAAGACGAUAUCAGAAUUCAAAUGAUGUUCGUGCUGACUGUAUGGGAAGACCUUUAAGUAUGUUGGGCAUGCAUCCACGUGAAGAGCUUGUACUGAUGGAAGCUCUGCUUGAACAUCCAGAAAAAACCUUACUGGRAAUAGUUCAAGAUAUAAUGUCAGUAUUUGGUAACCGCUUUGAUGUAUCAACUGUUUGCCGAUAUUYCAAAAGAAAUGGCGUAACGAGGAAGACGUUAAAGAGAAUAGCUCUACAGCAAAGUGAGGUUGCUCGUGUUGCUUUCAGAGCUGAUACUUGCCUCCUUAAUCCAGACAKGCUCGUAUUCCUAGAUGAAAGCGGGUUUGAUCGUCAAAUUUCGCGUAAAAGAGGAUACAGUCUAAGAGGGCAACGUGUAGUCGUACGAAGGGUGUUUGCUAGCUGGAGUCCAAGGAUAACAGUAAUUCCAGUUAUUACAACAGAGGGUCUACUGGAUAUUGGGAUUCAUCGAGGAACUACAARCGCUGCUACUUUCCUUCAGUUUCCUCAAGAAAAGCUUCUCCCACACUUGUUGCCAUUCAAUGGGGUUAAUCCGCGAUCAGUCGUUAUAAUGGAUAACGCAGCAAUACACCAUAGCCAUGCAGUGGUGAACGCAAAAAAUGCAACAGGUGCUCUACUCAAUUUCUUACCACCGUACAGCCCAGACCUGAUGCCUUGUGAAGGCAUGUUUUCCAAAGCAAAAAGUUGGAUCCAAGAAAAUGACCUCGUUUGGCARGCUUGUGAUGAUCGUGAAGCAAUKGUGUUUGAAGCAUUUAUGCAAAUUGCCGAUGAAGAAGUAGUGAAUUUUAUCCGUGACUCUGAAUAUUUGUAGAAUUUAUAGGAUCUAUUACGUGCGAUAAUAGACUCAAUCAUAG